Beta vulgaris subsp. vulgaris (sugar beet) is the source of this 2589-nucleotide messenger RNA. RefSeq names its product wall-associated receptor kinase 4-like. The record is from RefSeq and is a predicted model, not a curated record. The transcript has 3 exons. Gene Ontology annotation, biological process: cell surface receptor signaling pathway; protein phosphorylation. Lineage: Eukaryota; Viridiplantae; Streptophyta; Magnoliopsida; Caryophyllales; Amaranthaceae. The coding region runs from base 121 to 2376 and encodes 751 amino acids. Gene Ontology annotation, cellular component: plasma membrane. Gene Ontology annotation, molecular function: protein serine/threonine kinase activity; ATP binding; calcium ion binding.
GACAAUACAGAGCACAAAAUGACUUCAAUUGUCAUACAUCCCUGUAUGCUGAAAUCCUCUUAUAAAUUCAUUUUUCAACUCUAAAUUUGAACUACCUCGAGAUUAGACUCCUUUAUAAGCAUGAGUUAUUCAAGUCUCACGCGUAUUGCAAUAUUGAUUACGGCGUGUUGGGUGUUGAUACCACUCAUCACAGCCCAAGUAAUCGCCCCACACUGUUCAGAUAAGUGUGGAAACAUAAGUAUUCCGUACCCAUUUGGUAUUGAGGAAGGCUGUUACUUUAAUGAAAACAAUAACAAAACAGUUUCCUCCUUCAAACUUAAUUGUACUAAUCAGAGUACUAGUCCAACACCAGUUUUUGGUACAAAUUUGGAGGUACUGAACAUUUCAUUAGUAGAAGGCGAAUUCCGCUCCAGAAUAUAUAUUUCCUACAAUUGUUACAACCAAAGCGGAUAUGUCAGUGGCUGGUUUCACUGGUUCAACCUGGCAACGUUUACAGUAUCUAGCUCAAAAAACGUAUUAGUUGCCAUUGGCUGCGACACCUACGCGUGGUUUAGAGGGUUUCGAAGCGGAAAAAAUUACUCCACUGGUUGCAUGACUGAAUGCGUCCAGCUAGAAGAUGUUGUUGACGGGGAAUGCUCUGGGAUUGGGUGUUGCGAAGCCUCCAUUCCUAGUGGAACUAAAAAUGUCAGUGUUGGAGCAUACAGUUUUUCGAAUCAUAGUUCAGUAUAUCAGUUUAACCCGUGCAGUGUCGCGUUUCCAGUGGCAAAAGAUGCUUUCAGGUUCUACCGGAAGGAUUUGAUUCACAAUGUAAGUUACUACCACGGCAUGGGGCUGCCUGUAGUAUUCGAUUGGGCCGUUGGGAGAAAGAAUUGUUCAGCUGCCAGAGCAGACGGGAACUGCUUGUGUAAGCACAACGCAGAUUGUUAUGAUGCGGAGUAUGAAUUGGGAUAUCGUUGUAAAUGCAAGGAUGGUUAUUCUGGUAAUCCUUACCUUCCUAGAGGAUGCACAGACAUUGAUGAGUGCAAGGAAGUGAAUGAUUGCGAGAAAGCAGAGUAUUGUAUCAACACAAUUGGAGCCUAUUACUGCAAAUGUCCCAAGGGCUACCACGGGAAUGGGACACGAACUGAUCGUUGCAUUUCUAACACAAAGGCUUAUUGGCUCAUACCCGUUUUGGCCACUGCAGGUGUUGGUGGUGGUAUCAUAACUUUGCUUCUUAUUGGGUUUCUAUUGCAUUGGAAACAUGGGGAAAGACAGCUCAGAAAUAUGCGCGAAUAUUUCUUUCGACAAAAUGGCGGUUUUUUGUUACAUGAAAAACUUUCCGGAAGACAUGUUGAUACGAUCAAAGUCUUUACAAUGAAAGACCUUGAAAUUGCUAGUGACAAUUAUAGUGAUGGAAAUGUUAUUGGAAGAGGAGGUUUUGGCAUCGUUUAUAAGGGAAUUUUGCCAAACAAUCAAGUUGUUGCAAUCAAAAAAUCUCUUAAGAUGGAUCCAAACCAAGUCGAGCAAUUCAUCAAUGAAGUUCUUGUUCUAUCACAAAUCAACAACAAAAAUGUGGUCAAGUUACUUGGUUGUUGUCUAGAGAGUGAAGUGCCACUAUUGGUUUAUGAAUUCAUAAGCAAUGGGACGUUAUAUGACCACUUACACGAUAGAGUGAAAGCGUCCAAUUUAAAAUGGCACAUACGCUUAAAUAUAGCAUCGGAGGUUGCCCAUGUGCUAUCAUAUUUACACAACACAAUCUCGACACCAAUAAUUCAUCGAGAUAUUAAGUCAAUGAACAUACUCUUAGAUGAAAGUCAGACUGCUAAGGUAACAGACUUUGGAGCUUCAAGGUUGGUUCUAGAAGACCAAAGCCAAUUUGCUACAAUGGUAUUAGGAACACGAGGGUAUUUAGAUCCUGAGUAUAUGCAAACAAGUGAACUAACUGAAAAGAGUGAUGUUUAUAGUUUUGGUGUUGUAUUGGUGGAGCUCUUAACAAGGAAAAAAGCGAUUUCUAAUGAAAGGGUUGAAACUGAGAAAUGUCUUGCUAUGCACUUCCUUGUUAAGAUGAAAAAUGGUCAUUUAUCGGACAUUCUUGACAAAAGUAUUGUUAAUGAGGGAACAAUUGAGCAAAUACAGCAUUUAGCAAAUCUAGCUAAAUGGUGCUUGAUGUUAAAAGGACAAGAGAGGCCUACCAUGAAGGAAGUCGCAGCGGAACUAGAUACUAUAAAAGGAAAGGGGUCGUCACAUCCAUGGAAUAAUGAUGAUGGAUCGUUUCAAGAAGAUUGUAAUUCUUUGCUAAGAGGAAUUCCAAAAUCGGAGUAUGGCGGUUGUAGCAGUGCCACUGACUCACUAUCAUAUGAUUCACACUUGCUUUCAUCUUUGGCUAGUGGCAGGUAAUCAAAAAAUUUGUGGGUGCCAAUUGUCUGUGUAAAAUAAUUCUAAUACUAUAAGUCUAUAAUGUUCUUAAAAAUAUUUUCUUAGAAAUUGAUGAUAGAUUAGCAUGUAAUAGUCAUGUUUCUUGUAUCUAAGCAUAUACUAGUUCAGGGUUACAUAUAAAUAUUUCUUUUUUUGUUGAAUUAGAUAUGAUGUUCGCGGACAAAUUUUGUAUCA